Messenger RNA from Hippocampus zosterae (dwarf seahorse), 2748 nucleotides. It is a transcript of the gene kremen1, whose product is annotated as kringle containing transmembrane protein 1. Gene Ontology annotation, biological process: multicellular organism development. The record is from RefSeq and is a predicted model, not a curated record. Bases 170 to 1603 code for a protein of 477 amino acids. The transcript is spliced from 9 exons. Gene Ontology annotation, cellular component: plasma membrane. Lineage: Eukaryota; Metazoa; Chordata; Actinopteri; Syngnathiformes; Syngnathidae.
AGCGUUUGGCGGAGUUUCCUGUCACAUGGCCCGCCACUCGGAUCCCUCCGCGCUGCCCUCUAGUCCCCCAAGUGCCCGCGCCACCGCCGCGCUCCAAGGCUGCCGGCCGCUGUAGCGGACUUGCCGAGUGGAGCGCGAGAGCCCGCGUCGCGUCGCCUGCGUCGGGACGAUGGAGCCGCGGACCGCCGCCGCCGCUUGGCUGCUGCUGGCCGGCUUCUCCUUCCUGUCUUCCGCCUCUCUCUCGCACUUGGACACCGAGUGCUACACGGCCAACGGGGAGGACUACAGGGGCUUCCAGAAGCAGACCAGUUUGCCCGAGGGGAAGGCCUGCCUCUUCUGGAACGAGACCUUCCAGCACCCCUACAACACCCUCAAGUACCCCAACGGCGAGGGCGGCCUGGGGAGCCACAACUACUGCAGGAACCCCGACGGCGAUGUCCAGCCGUGGUGCUACAUCGCCGACCACGAAGACGGAAUCUACUGGAGGUACUGCGACAUCCCAACGUGCCAGAUGCCGGGGAACCUGGGCUGCUUCCGCGACAGCGGGGACCCCCCCACCCUGUCCGGCCCCACCGAGACCUCCAACAAGCAGACCAUCCAGACCUGCAUCGGCUUCUGCAGGAAGCAGCGGUACAAGCUGGCCGGCAUGGAGUCGGGCUUCGCCUGCUUCUGCGGCAACGAGGCGGACCUGGCGCAGCGCGGCCCCGCCCCCGGCGCCGACUGCAACCACGUUUGUUUCGGCGACCACAGGCAGCCGUGCGGCGGAGACGGCUGGCUCAUCGUUUUUGACACUCGGGUGGGUUCCUGCGGCGGCAAUUACUCGUCGCCCUCGGGCGUCAUCUACUCGCCGGACUUCCCGGACAAAUACGGCGCCGGCCGCGCUUGCUACUGGACGGUGCAGGUGUCGGGCGCGUCCGCCAUCCUCUUCAACUUCACCCUCUUCGACAUCAGCGAUCAGGCCGACAUGGUGGAGCUGCUCAACGGCUACACCAAGGAGGUGGUGGCGCGCUUCGACCGGCGCGCGCCCCCCCGCCGCCCGCUCAACGUCACCGCCGACUUUGUCAUCCUCUACUUCUACUCGGACGGCAGCAACCAGGCGCGGGGCUUCGUGCUGCUCUACCAAGCGCUGAGAAGCCGGCUUGACGGGGAGAGCGCCGAGGACGGGGGCCUCUCCGGCACGCCGCGACCCCGGGCGCCCCCCGGCGUCACCAACGGGACCGCCCAAGGCCGCGCCUCCUCGUCCUCGCAGGUCCUCUACGUGAUCACGUCCAGCCCCGGCCAACCGCGGCGCAACGUGCCAGGUCAGUGGGCUGGACCCGGACGCGGCGGCGGACGCGGCGCCACGUGGACCAUCUACGCCCUGGCCGGCCUCCUGGUCCUCACUGUGGCCGCCCUGCUGGCCAAGCUGCUGCUGCACAUCACGCUCAAGUCUCCCCGAAUCCCCGCGGCGAGCGGCUCGGACGGCUGCGGCCAAAGCGUCUCCACGUCGUCGGAGCCGUGGAUCAUCCUCUACCGGCCUUCCACCAUCUCCCUCUUCAAGAAGAAGCUCAAGAACCACCACCACCACCACCACGGCGACCUCAGCCCCCUAGUGGGCAACUAGCACAAGCCGUCGAGCGCUUCCUCCGAACUCCUUGCUUAGCAAGGCGCUAAGCUAACCUUGGGCUCACGCGGCUACGGCCCCCUCCGGCCGGGACGGAUGCCGCCUUCCCCUCGGCCAAGCUUCUCCGUCACAACUUGGGCAUCAAAUGCAAAAGUUUUCAGGGCGGCCGGUCGCCCUCGCAGGGGAGAGGAUGGGCCGCUCACGAGCGGCAGCGGACGUGUCGCUGCGGCGUGGCGUUCAAGUGCUUGACGGCGGAUACCCCCCCACCCCCACUAAGACUCCCCAUAUGGGACGGGGAUUUAUUUUUGUACGGCUUUGUAGAUAGUCGGGAUGAGGCAUUUCAAGACCAGCUCAUUUAUCUUCUUGAUCUUUCCUGAACAAAUUGUUCACCUUACGUUUGAAACGUGGGCGGGCUGGGGAAACGCCAGAGGGUCAAAGGUGUCGGGACACCCGCCCAAGAUUGACAAUCCAAGGAAAAUGGCCGACUGCCAACAUCGAUUAGAAUGUGAGCGUGGAGACGUUGACGCGGUGCGUUUCGGGCAUGGUCGCACAGCCCCCAAGCAAGUAUAGCACUCAAACGAUCAUCAUGACCUUUGGGCGGCCCGGUCGUCCAGUGGCUAGCGUGUCGACUUCACCAUGCAGAGAGGUGGCGGGUCCGAUUCGGGCUCCGGGCUUCCCGUGAGGCGUUUGCGUGUUCUUUUCUCCUCCGGUUUCCUCCCACGUUCCGAAAACAUCUGUCUUUGGAGCCGACGGCAAUCCAGACCGCAUCGCGGCGCAGCUGCGGAGCAAACGCAACGCAAACGUUAGCUAUUUUGCACGGGCUGUCGAGCAGGGACCGAUAAGACCCCGCCCGCCUCCCGGCUGCGCGCCAUUUUUGAGAGGAACCGACUGCGCGGUAACAAUUAAUGUGACCGGUCGGCAUUUUUCCUGUUGGAUGAAAUUAUGCAAAUGAUUUGUGGUCGCGCGUGGAUGUGCCGCAGGCAGAACCGCCAUCGGCAUCAUUUUCAUCGUCUUGCUCAUCAAACAAAUAUGUACAUAGCAGAAAUCUAUAAUUUAUAUGGUAAAUUAUUGUUUAUUGUCCAUGUGAACGGGUACCAUUUUUUUUGUAUUAAUAAAAAAAAAACAAAUACAACAAAGAAAAAAAA